This is a messenger RNA of Triticum urartu, 844 nucleotides long. RefSeq lists its product as uncharacterized. NCBI's taxonomy places the organism in Eukaryota, Viridiplantae, Streptophyta, Magnoliopsida, Poales, Poaceae. The record is from RefSeq and is a predicted model, not a curated record.
AUCUACUGUUGCUCCUUCCUUUGUUUAUGCCUACUAGGCCGGUUAGUCCAACCGGCGAGACACGCCACGGACCACGGUAUCCCUCACGCCGGAUCCCCUCUCGAUCUUUCUGUCCUUGUACCCGAAGCCAAAGCCCGGGACGCGACAGACGGCACACACGCUCUGAAAUUUCGGACCAAUUAACCGGUGAGCCUGUGGCGCCAGCGAGCCACAGCCGACCCCGCCAUGGCCGGCUCCACCGCGGUGCUGGCCGCCAUCCUGCUCAUCGACCUCGUCGCCUUCGGCCUCGCCAUCGGCGCCGAGCAGAGCCGCCCAUCGGCGAGCCUGGAGACGGACGCGAGGAAGGAGUGGACCUACUGCGUGUACCGCCCGGACGCGGCCACCGGGAUGGCCGGCCGCGGCUGCGCCCUCAUGCUCUUCCUCUCCUCCUGGCUGACAUUUCUCAUUGCGGAGGCGUGCUUGCUGGCUGGGCUGGUGCAGUCCGCCUACCACACCGGCUACCGCACGGUGAUAUUUGAAAACCCGCCCGACUGUGAGACGGUGCGUCGAGGCACAUUUGGGGCCGGCGCGGCCUUUGCCUUGAUCACCGGUGUGCUCACCGGGUUCUACUACUACAACUUCUCCAAGGCACGGGUGGCCUACCAACGCCCGGAGGCCGCCAUCGACAUGAGCCGGUAUAGCUGAAGAUUGGUGCCUGGUUGAGGGGCUACUCGAGUCUCUAUGAAGCUGCUGUAACGCAUUGUGGGGAACGAUUCACUAUGAACUAGCUCAACAGUUUUGAUAACCGUUAUGUGGCCAUUUUUAUAUAGAUUUUUGCACAUAUAAUGUGUGAGCCAUUCUCCCA